AACAGGAGUGUGUGUGAAUGUGUAGCCUGUUAGGAAGCACUACGCAGCUGGUGAACGCCUGCGUGCGUCGGGAGUGUGGAGGCGUGUAAGACUGCGCUAUAGGCCUCUUGUAGAAACGCCCCUGAUUUUGAAACACCACAGGAAGCUAAAACAGGAAGUUUGCCAGCACUCAGCCACGUGAUGGCGUUUUAUGUGCUUGUUUAGAGAAAUUAAACCAAAUAUAUUUUGGACGUCUUUUGUGAUCUAGUUCAAACUAACCUCUUUUCCAGUAAUUUACACAUUUAACGUUCAUCGUCUGUCGCCAACUCUGUGCGUCUGUGUACAGCUUCAUAAUAACUGGUGCUGUAAGUCGCCUCCCCUACUCGCUAUUGCGUGCUAUGUGCGGGGUGAGAGCUUCUGUUUCUCCGCAUUUUUCCGAGUGGCGCAGCUCAUGUGGCCUUCCCGCACAGCACUGAGCACGGCGUCGAUUGCACUUCCAGUGCAGAACGAUCAGGAUGCGAAUCUGGCCAGAAUGUGCGAGAUAACAGAUCUCACACUAACAGCAAGAAACACAACUCGAGGCAUGCACCUGCUGGCAAUGUUGUUGUUCUCAAUCACGUCCGCGCGUCGUUGAUUAAAUAGCGAUCAUCCUCACCGACAUCAACGUCUCAGAGCGGAGUUAAAGAGCAUCUCAGAGCUUCAGAGCGUCAGGGUUAAGCAUGUCUGCUCAGGCGGAGGAAAGUGCACCAGAAGCAGCGCCUGCAAAACCUGCAAAACCUGUGGCCAAGAAGAAGAGACCCGCCAGCAAAGCAAAGCCUGCCUCUGCAGAAAAAAAGUACAAAAAGAAGAAGGGUAAAGGGCCCGGAAAGUACAGCCAGCUGGUGAUCGAGGCUAUUCAAACCUUGGGCGAGAAAAACGGCUGGUCUCUUUUUAAGAUCUAUAAUGAGGCGAAGAAAGUGAGCUGGUUUGACCAGAAGCACGGGCGCGUGUACCUGCGCUACUCCAUCCGCGCGCUGCUGCAGAACGACACGCUGGUGCAGGUGAAGGGGCUGGGCGCCAACGGCUCCUUCAAGCUCAACAAGAACAAGUUCACCUCCAGCACCAAGAAGACCUCUGGAAAGCCGAAGAAGACUGCGAAACCGGCCAAAAAGCCAGGCAAAAAAGCAGCGGAGAAGAAGAAAAGCGUCAGCGGCGUGAAGAAGGCGACUCCAGCCGCCAAGAAAACCUCCAAAGCCAAGAAAGCGGAUAAAAGUCCAGCAGUCGCUGCCAAGAAGGCCAGCAAGCCCAAGAAAGCUAAGCAGGAGAAAAAGACUGUUAAGAAAGCUUAAACUGUGUGUAGUGUGCAUGCUUGAAGCUGUGUUAAAAGUACUUCCCUGACUGGAAGCACUGCGCUGCGUGUAAAUAAGCCUCCUGCCCGCAGGCUUCAUUAAGAAGGAUGUGCACAGUGUUUUACAGUGUACUAGUCAUAUUGUUCUCACUGUUUUACUCAUGAAGACAAAUGUAAAUACCUGUACAAAAUACCUUUUGUAAUGUCUGCGCGUUUGUUACUAUUUCUUUUCUACUACUAGUUAAGAUUAAUUGCUUAUGGUUUCUUUUUAAAUAAAAUAGUAAAAGAAAAGAAAA
This is a messenger RNA of Pangasianodon hypophthalmus (striped catfish), 1602 nucleotides long. RefSeq names its product histone H1.10 (gene h1-10). The transcript has a single exon. Gene Ontology annotation, biological process: nucleosome assembly. Gene Ontology annotation, molecular function: structural constituent of chromatin; DNA binding. Lineage: Eukaryota; Metazoa; Chordata; Actinopteri; Siluriformes; Pangasiidae. Gene Ontology annotation, cellular component: nucleosome. The coding region runs from base 699 to 1307 and encodes 202 amino acids. The record is from RefSeq and is a predicted model, not a curated record.